AUGUUUUUAGGAUCAUUGAUAAUAUCUCUAGAUUAUAGCUACUCGUUUUAUGAUGAGGAUAUCUUAGAUAAAUGCGACUCUCAUUUGAAUCCAACUUUGUUUCACUUAGAUUUAAUACUUUGCAUAUCAAGUUGCUUUUUCGAUAUCUAUGAAGUCAUUGGGGUUUCUUUUACCAUUAGCCUGAUUAAAGCAAUCAUAGUAUUAAGAAAUCACACUUAUCUAAAUAAAGAUGCGCUUAGAUGGUGUUUAAUCUUUUUUGCAAUAAGGAUUAAUAUUGUUUUUUGCUAUUUGAUUUAUGUUAUAAAUGAAUCUAACUAGGAUAUUUUAUUCUUCGCCAUCAUCGUCCUUAUUCCUUUAUCUUACAAGAUAGGAAACGAGGUUUUCUAGAAUUAUUAUGAAUACAUUAAUUAAUAAAUUACCUCAUAGAACGCAUAGAACGGCUAAUAAUAAGAAAUUAGCUUAUUUAAGUUUAUUUUAAAUGAUCCAAAUAAAAAAGUUGAUAUAUUUUGUAGACUACUUUUUGAAGGAAUAAAAGAAAGAAUUCACUUUCCGUCUCAAAUUGAAAAUUCUACAUUUAUUUUUGCCAAGUAAAUUAUUGAAUUAGAAAAAUAAGCAGAUUCGCAAGGGACCUAAGAACAGGAUGACUAUGAUAACAAGCUCAACAAUAAAAGGGGAAUAAAUAAAAUAUUAGACAAGCAGAAGUUGAAAUUUAGUGAGAAAGAAAUUUUAAAUGAUUCAUUUAAUGUUUAGGCAAUGAAAAAUAUUCUAAGUUUGUAUGAAGAACAUUUGAAAUAAAAAAAGAUAACUAACUGUUUAAAUGAGCUUCAUUUUUCCUACUUGACAUUUCUCGCUACUUUGAGUAUGAAUUCUUGUUUGUCUUACAUUCAGAUUUUGAAUGUGAAAUCUAAUUAAAAGCUUCGCAUGGGCUUGAAGGAUUAACAAAAGAUGCAAUUAAUUAUGAAACAGGCAGAAAUUUAAUCUUAGAUCAAUCAAAGCAGAAUGAAGAAGGAAGAAGAGUUUUAGCUUUACCUUAUUUUGGAAUUUGAAGAUGAAAUGAAUAAACUCUAAUAGCAAUAUUUUUAGUGUCUGAGAUAGUACAAAGCAGCAGUAGAAAAGCUAUCUAUGAGUUUUGUGGAGAUUAAUGAGAUUCUUUUGAUUUUAAAGGAAUACAGAGAUGGCAGAAACAAGUUAGAGGCAAGCAUUAUUCAUCAGUUGCAAAUGAACAGCUAAAGUUAAAGCUUGAAAAAUCUCUGUAUGAAUUUUGAUUUUUACAUGCUUCACAAGUCGUCUCUUCUCCAAUUUUACGAGAACCAAAACAGACAAUAGAUCUAAUAGCUGAAAAGGAAGGACUACUACAGUAAACACAGUUGUUUUAUAUAUGUUUCCCUUCUUGAUAGAUCUCUUGGCGCUAUAUAAAAGGCUAAUAGAGCGUUUGUAAAAGCUUUUGGAUUUUAAAAUAAAUAACAAAUAUUAGGAAAGCUAGUUUAAUCCAUUUUACCUGAUGCGUUUUUAAAACGAUCUUCUGAAGCUGCUCUUUCUUAGAUAAUCACUGAAGAAUUUUUAUCUCUCUACAAUCAAACUUUGGAUAUGCCGCUUUUCGUAGCUAAAAACUCUCUUGGUUAUUCUAUUCCGUUGCAGUUAAAAAUUUAAAGCCAAAUGAUUGAUUCGAAUGAUUUUGGCAUUACUAUUUGGGCCAAACCGAUUAAAGAUGAUAACAUGUAUAUCAUGCUAGAUUAUAAAGACCAUUCUCAAAUAAAAGUAGCAAGUAGGCAUUUUUAUUAGGAAUUUAUAUAUGAGAACUUUAACUUGUAACAAGCUAAAAGCAUUAGAAUGGAGAGCUUAAUUCCUAUACUUAAUGAUCUAAUUAAGAUUAGCUAAGUAGAGAAAGGCAGGAAGUUUGAAACGCUGCUAAUUUAGCCUUAAGAUAAAAUGGAGGCGAAAAGAAGACCAGACCUAAAAGACCCCAAUUUCUUAAAUUACUUAAAAUUCGCUUAAGUUUACGUUAUCAGUGUUUAGUUUUAAAUAUUUAGUUCCAAACUAUCCUCUUUUGUAAACAUGAUAAUUGAAAAUUAUGAGCCAUUGAACUACAUGAGAGACAAGGUUCAAUACAUUCAAAUGUAUCAAAGCCAAAUAAAAGAAUUAAGUGGAAUUUCUUUACAUUUUGACCCUGAUUAUGAGUAAGAUGAUGUUCUAAGCGACACUAGAGUAAAAUAAUUCAAAGUAAAAGAAUAUUUUAGUGGAACUGAAAAAAAGACAGAGACUCAAUUCAGUAACACCUAAAAUGAAUCAACAUCUGCAAUUUAAAACUUGUAAAAUAGCACAAAUUUGAACUAGCAAAACAUCCUAAAAAAUAUAUAAAAUGAAGUAGAUAAACAACUAUCUCUUCAAAUGUAAGAAGAAAAUCUUAAAAAUUGUGAGAAAUAAUUUCCUAGUCCACCAAAAAAAGAAAUGUAAUAGUCUUAUUAAGUAAAAGAAGAUUCUAGCUAUAUAAUAAAUUUGUAUAGCUUUAAUAAUUUAGAAAAACGACACGAUGACAUUCAUUAGGGUUCAAAUUUUAAUAUAACUGAAUAAACUAUUUAAGGUGUUUAGAUUGCCAACUAAUUAAAUGCGAGGGUUUAAAAGGAGAGCAACGAAAACUCGCCUAGCGAAAUAUAAAAUGUCCAGAGUGAAGGAUUGCAAAAUAAUUAAGAAAAUGAAGAAGACAAUAAAAUAAAAAAAAUGUUUUAAGGUUGUGAAUCAAAGGAUUUUAAUCAAAACAGCGCAUUUCAUGAUAUAUUAAAUAGCAAAGAAAUUAAUUUAGAGUUAAACUCAAAAGAUUCUACCUAGAACAUUUACUAUGAACUAGAAAAAAAAUAAAGACAACUAUAAAACUUGAAUACUAAAGAUUCUUCUUUUAAUUAGCUAUUGCUGUCAACUAAAACAGGGUUUUAAUUCACAGCCUUCUAGAGUAAGAGAUUAAAACCAGCUAAUAAUGAAAAUGACAAACUUGAUAAAGAAAAAGAAAAACAGAAAGACUAUUCUGUUGAUAAGGAAAGUAAAUUCCCAAUAACUCAUGAUGAAAGCUAGAAAAAACAAAAUAAAGACAUGCAGUCUGUUUCUUCUUCAAAUAAAUCUGUAUAAACUUAAUAUUUGUUCUAAAUGAUUCAUACAAAAAAACAGAUGAACUAUCUUAAGAUAAUAAAUGGUAUUGGUAUAAUUUCAGUUUUAGCAACUCUUUCUUUAACAUUCUCAGGUUUUUUCACUUUCUACACUAAUUUGAUUUAAUAAAGAGAGAACUUUAAAUAUAUCAACUGGAUUUAUAUUAUUAACAUUGAAAUGAGCUACGCUCUUUCUGAAACGUAUAUAAAAAUGCUUAACAAUUAAGGCUUUUUAGAAACACCUGCUUCUUAGAAUCAAGCUUUUAAUCAAUAACUUUAAACUUAAAUCCAAUCACGAAUCAAAUUAAGCAAAGAUAACAUGGUCACUUUGUAUAAUAAUACAAAUAUGGAUAUUGAAGUAUUUAAAAUUGUUAAGUAACAAUAAAUUUUAUAGAAAAUUUACAAUGGCAAAUCCUCUUAUGAUGAAUAUAAUUUAUCACUGUUAUACUCUAUGCUAUUGCAGGUCGCAGGCAUUUAUUACUUUGCUACUGACCAAGAUCCAAGUGGAAUCUUUCUAUAAUAAAACGAGCAAAAUUAUCCAAAUCUCAAUUCACAAGUUUAAUCAGUGAUUACCUAGCUCAGUUCACAAUACCAAACAUAAUUUGCAUCAAUAUUAAAUUAGAGCUUAAUCUAAUUAUAUGUUGUGAUCUUGGUAACAUUUUUCUUCCUAAGUAGUAUAGUUCCCAGUUACACAUUUGCAAAACUUAGGUAAUAAAAAAUUUUAGAGCUUUUCGCAACUUUUGACCCUAAAUCUCUCAAAGAGAUUCUAAGCUAACUAACAAUCCAGCUAUCCUACUACAAUGGCUUUGAAAAAAAUCAAACCAUGGGAUCUAGGUCAAAUUACUCAACCAAUCUGAACUAAACUCAUUUAUCUAAAUAAAUGCAAACUUAAAUUAAUAUCGAAAAAAAAUUGAAUAUAAGCAGAACUUCACCUUUACAGUACUCCUUAAAGUAUUUAAUUAUAGGUUUAAUCACUAUCUUCUGUCUAAUUUUGAUUUAUCCAAUUAUAAACUAUGUUAUUGUAAGAUAGUUCAUAGACAAUUCGACAGUCAUCAAUGAUUUUAACAAUGUUGUUUGUUAGUCUUAUUUCACUAUUGUGAAUUCUCUAAGAGCGAGAUAAGGUCUUGCUAUGGCGUAUUUGAUUCCUAGCUCACAUUCGAUGCCAAUUUCAACAUAUCAAGGAUUGUUUGAUGAUAUAACAUAGUAGAUUAAUUAAUUACCUAAUUUAAUAAAUGAAAGCAUUGGAAAAGUAUAGUCUACUAAAAUGUACAAUUACUAAAUAUUUUAAGAUUAUUUAAUAAAUGUUUAUACAGGUAAUGCUUGCAAUACAAUGCAAAAUUAUACUCAGUAUUAAAAUGGAGACUUUUUAUAUAAUUAAUGUAUAUCUGUAGGCAAAGGCUCACUUUAGUAAGGCUUGCUAAAUGGUAUUAUUUACUAUAUAAAUGUGUAUAAAGAUUAUCUUUCUUUCGUCUAUAGCUAUAACUCUGAUAUGUUCUAACAAAGCUUCAACAACUAUAAUUCAAAUGUGCCUACAUAUAAACAAUUUUAAUUGAAAAUUGAAUUAUCUAAAGCUCAUGAAUACAUUCUUAACUUUUUUUAAGAUUAAAAUAUCUAAUUAUAUAACUAUUACGAGUAAAUUUCUAUUAUUCUAUUUCUCUUUUAGGUUUCAUUCGUUUCGCUCAUCUUUUCAAUAAGCUGGUUUUACUAUAUCAAGAGUGUAAAUAGCUUGAUAUUUUCUACAAAGGAAUUCCUAGAUAUUUUUCCUUAGUAGACAUUAUUAUAAAACACUUAUAUUAUGUCAUUUUUGAGGAAAAACGAAUGA
This is a messenger RNA of Tetrahymena thermophila SB210, 4959 nucleotides long. RefSeq names its product transmembrane protein, putative. NCBI's taxonomy places the organism in Eukaryota, Ciliophora, Oligohymenophorea, Hymenostomatida, Tetrahymenidae. The transcript is spliced from 5 exons. The record is from RefSeq and is a predicted model, not a curated record.